AUGGUGGGCUUCCGCAGUUGGGCGACUGUAAUCGCCAAUCUGUUGGUGCCCGUGGGCAUACUGACCUUCUCCUCCGGGUUCUUCCCAUAUAAACCGUUGAUUCCUGGACUAGCGACCUUUGAAGAGGGGGAUGAGCAUGCAGCACCGGCAGUGUUUGAGAAGGUCAUUUUCAUGGUGGUUGAUGCAUUGCGGAGUGACUUUGUAUAUUCAAAUGACUCCGGAUUCUCGUUUACACAAAGCUUGAUCCGAUCUGGUGCUGCGUUACCAUUUACGGCCUAUGCGGGCUCUCCAACUGUUACAAUGCCUCGCUUGAAAGCCAUAACCACCGGCUCAGUUCCAUCUUUCUUAGAUGUGAUUCUAAACAUUGCAGAGUCAGACACUUCAUCAACCUUGGCGUUCCAAGACACAUGGUUGGCGCAGUUGAAAGCAAGAGGGGAACGACUGGUGAUGUACGGGGACGACACCUGGCUCAAACUCUUCCCUGGGAUGUUUGAUCGGGCUGAUGGGACCACGAGCUUCUUCGUGUCGGACUUCACCGAAGUAGACCAUAAUGUGACUCGGCAUGUUCCUACCGAGCUCGCUCAGAGUGAUUGGUCUGCUUUGAUCAUGCAUUACUUGGGAUUGGAUCAUAUAGGCCAUAAGGCGGGCCCCAAAAGUUCCUUCAUGAUACCGAAACAGCAGGAGAUGGAUUCCGUGGUGACAGAGAUAUAUACCGCGAUGCAAAACGAGCAACAUCUUCGAUCUACGCUUUUCGUCUUGUGUGGAGACCACGGCAUGAAUGAUGCUGGAAACCACGGCGGGUCCUCAGCCGGAGAGACUUCACCUGCCUUGGUCUUUAUUUCGCCAAAAUUCGAGGCUUUGAGUGGCCGGAGAGAAAGCCCAGUGGAACCAUUUGAUGAUUUGCAAUACUAUCGGACAGUUGAGCAAGCAGACAUCACUCCGACAUUAGCGGGACUUCUUGGGCUCCCCAUUCCUUUGAAUAGCUUAGGUAUAUUCAUCCCUGAGUUCUUGGAGAUGUGGGAACAUGGCUCUCAGAAACUUCAGAUUCUAAAUCAAAAUGCCAAACAGCUGCUGAACACUCUCAAGACAACAUUUCCUGGGACGAAAUUUGGUCCCGAGGGCAUCGAAUCUUGUGCCUCUGGGGCCGAAUCAGGCAUUGAGGCUGCUCAAUGUGCAUGGGCUCGAAUUCAGGAACUCAUUUCUGAUGGUGCUGACCCCGAGGAUUCCUAUUCCACCAUUGGUCCGAUUUUGUUACAGUUCUCAGAGGUUGCCCAGGACAUCAUGAGUCGCACUGCGAGCAAUUACAAUAUCUACAGGCUUUGCCUAGGCCUGUUUGUCACUGGAAUUGCUGUUUUGGCUGUUCUUCCAUUCACCUACGCAGAAUGCAAACGGCACAUAUCUUCCGGAUUGUUUCUGGUAUUCAUGGUCAUCACCUAUGGGCUCAUGAUGUUUGCAAGCAGCUAUGUGGAAGAAGAGCAACAGUUUUGGUAUUGGAUAUGUUCCGGGUGGACUUUUUACUUACAUGUCAGAUCGGAGUCUGCAAGAUCGGACUCACACAAACGGACUCAAUCACUAACGUUCUGGUCCGGAAAUGGCAACAUGAUUGUAUUUGCGAUUACGCAGAGACUCCUUCGACGGUGGAACCAAACAGGACAAAAGUUUGCGGCCGAGCCUGAUAUUGCUCGCACAUUCUUCCCACGCAAUCCUGAUAUCUUCUGGGGCCUUCUCAUACUCGCUUAUGCAGAUGCCGGUAUUCAUCUUCUCCGGAAUCUACCAGUAUCUGGACUGCCACAGCUAGGUGCAUUGCUUCUUGCCGUCUUGGCCUUUACAUUCAAGUUGCACUUUGUGGCAUCGGAGUCCCCCGAACUUCUUGAUGGGACUUUUAUCUCCCAGCUUGUGGAGAAAUGGCCUUACAGCCUCUCAUUGGUCUUACACGCCAGAAUUGUCUUCUAUGGGAUAGGUGUUGUCAUUCUGUUGGCACUCUUGACAGGGAUGACAGCAAGAGCGACCCGAACGUCCCACCACACUAUCCAUGAAGCUUUGCACAUCUUCUUAAUGACACAGUCUCGGGCCACGAAUGUCCCAUUGUUCUUGAUCUUUCGAGUGCAGGCCAGCAUUAUCUCUGCAAUGAACCUCACGGGAAACGAAGUAACGAUCACGACCUUGAUCUUCCAGUACAUGACAUUCUUUGCAUUUGGCGGCUCAAAUGCAAUCUCUUCGGUGGACCUUGCCAGUGCCUACAAUGGCGUCGGCAGCUACAGCGUGAUACUCGUGGGUGUUCUCACCUUUGUGAGUAACUGGGCGGGCCCUAUCUGGUGGGCUUCACAAAGCCAUCGUCUUCGGCCGAAGAGGCCCGAGCAAGAUCAUCUGACAUUGCUGACCUUUCACAUUGCUAUGUCGUUGGCCUCUGUCAUGGCUGCCUGCACUGCGCUACGGACCCAUCUCUUCAUUUGGACCGUCUUCUCCCCCAAGUAUCUCUACAGUAUGGCAUGGGCCACUGCCAAUCAUGUUGGCGUGAAUAUACUUGGUGAACUCUUGUUCUCUGUAUCUCGAUAG
This is a messenger RNA of Penicillium arizonense, 2556 nucleotides long. It is a transcript of the gene las21, whose product is annotated as mannose-ethanolamine phosphotransferase LAS21. Gene Ontology annotation, biological process: GPI anchor biosynthetic process. The coding region runs from base 1 to 2556 and encodes 851 amino acids. The record is from RefSeq and is a predicted model, not a curated record. The transcript has 7 exons. NCBI's taxonomy places the organism in Eukaryota, Fungi, Ascomycota, Eurotiomycetes, Eurotiales, Aspergillaceae. Gene Ontology annotation, cellular component: endoplasmic reticulum membrane.